GUUUAGAGAUGGGAGAUGGUGUGAGUGAUGCAAGUUCAGUGGACAAUGGAGUGAACUCUAUCUGCCGGGGAAGAUGGAGUGAAAUGGUUUUUAAAAAAGCCCCACAAAUAGUGGCUAGCUUGCAUAAAUACCCUCAGGUUAUUUUUGGCGUUGGAGGAGGAGCUCCUCCUGGGCCCGGCUACUGCUGGACGCAGGUGGGCAGAGUGGCGUGGGACGGCGGAGAAGAGAGGAGAGGAGAGGCGGCACUUUAUAGGAGCAGGAGCGGAGGAGUGCGUGAUGAAAUGAGAUGUGAAGUGUUCCCUCACUCAGCCAGCAGACGUGUAAAAGAUUUAUCAAGCUGGUGAGGAGAGAGCUCCGGGAAACCAGUUGACGCCCUCAGCCCCAUACCAUCCCAGCCCCCCGGUCUACUACCCCACCAACACCCCCACCCUCCUUUUUACACACCGGCUCGCAACCAUUCACCCAGUCAGUCACCUCAGCUGCGACCGGCCGGCUGGAGCGGAGGCAAAUAAACAGAGCCAGCCACAGCGAUCCUGUCACGGCUUUCGGCUGAGCAAAGAGACACCGGAGCCGAAGAGGAGAAUGGGACACCGGUGCUUGGAUCAGGACUGAGUCUGGUCGGCACAUUCGAGCUCAUCCGACCCGUUUACAAGUCCGUUUCUCCCGGCUCAGUCACGUUACCACCGCCAACACAAUGGGCUGCUGCAGCGGACGAUGCACGCUCAUCUUCAUUUGCACUUUACAGUUGUCUUCACCUCUGGGCACUCCCGCCGUCGGAGGCUAAACACUCAAGCUGUUCAUGUCGACUCGCUUAAUGUAGGAUUGUUGGCCAGUUUCUGUGAGGUGUUGGCUUUAGAGAGGCAGGUCUUUGACUUCCUUGGUUACCAGUGGGCCCCCAUCCUUGCCAACUUCUUCCACAUCAUCAUUGUCAUCCUCGGCCUCUUUGGCACCAUCCAGUACCGGCCGCGCUACAUUGUGGUGUAUACGGUAUGGGCAGCCCUAUGGGUGGCCUGGAAUGUCUUCAUCAUCUGUUUCUACCUGGACGUAGGAGGCCUGUCCAAGGACAGCGACCUGCUGACAUUUAACAUCUCAGCCCAUCGCUCCUGGUGGAGCGAACAUGGGCCGGGCUGUGUGAGGAGAGAGGUGCCACAAGCUCCAAGGGUUCACACCACAGAGAGCCACGCCUACAUCACAGUCAUGGGCUGCCUCAUGGACUACCAGUACAUCGAGGUCAUGCACAGCGGCACACAGAUCCUUGUUGCUCUCCUGGGCUUCGUGUACGCCUGUUAUGUUGUCAGCGCUAUCACUGAGGAGGAGGACAGCUUCGAUUUUAUUGGUGGAUUUGACCCAUUCCCACUCUACCAUGUCAAUGAGAAACCAUCCCAUCUCCUCUUAAAGCCCAUGUACCUGUCUACGUAAAUAGGAGCGUGUCCAGGAGGGAGGUGACACAGCAAAUUCCCACGGAGACAAAAUGGCUGUUUUGACACAAGUGUCCCAGUGCGCUGGAGCACAGACAUUCCUCCCCCUCUUGAUUUCAUCUUUUCAGUACUUUAAACAUGUCAUUUACUGGUGUGCUGCCCAGAAAAGGCAACACUUCUCAGUUAGGGUUCAUUGUUUUCCAGGGAGGGAUGACGGGUUCAGGGAACAGGGGGAUUACAGUGUAACAAAGCCUCAUAUUGUGUAUUUAGGGAAGUAUCAAUCAUUUUCUUUGUCUUGAGUUCUCUGCUGAGGUCCCAUUGCUGUGACCUGCCCAUAAGGUUUAAUACAACCCAAGAACAUGACUGUAUAGAACACAUACGGCAUGUAAAUCAAAUUGUGUAUGUAAUCAGGAGCUGCCCAGCAUUCCCAGUCUGUGGUACUGUGUCUUAGAGGAUGCAGUGAUUUAGCAUGUUAUUGCUGGUUUGGCUCAGAUCUUGGCCGGAGGGCUGAAUUACAGUGGGGCCUGUGGAAUGAGCUAUUGUGCACAGCCUGUUUACUUUAGGCCAGGAUCUGUGUGCAUAAAUACACAAGCAAGGCAGGAAGAAGCAGGGGGAGUGGAGAGGCAAAGGGAGGGGAGGGAACAAAAGAACCAAACCUACAGGGGCAUCUGUCAAAAAUAGAAAAUGUAAAUAAUGAAACAAGGGGAAGAAAAAUUCACAAUUUAGAGUGUGAUAUGUGAACUAUCAUGAUUGCAAAUGAGUGUGUGAGAGGCGUUCAAACACGAGGAAUGGCGUAUGAGUCUUAAAUUUUAUUUUUGGAGUCUUGUUAUUGUGACUAUUUUCACCAACAGCCAAGUCAUUGUUUCAGAUGUGUCAGGUGUUUGUGUUAGACGAUGUGCUGAAAGCUUUGUUUUCACUUCAGUUCUCAUCCUCUAAACUGCUGGCAGAGCUGGCUGCUGACAGGGGUGAUCAUUACACACACUCGAGAGAAAAGGUUACACAGCGUAUUUUUAACUUGACUGAACAAUAGGAAUUGUUUUACUUGUCAUAUUGCAAACAGCAGUGUUGAAUUGUAUGGGUAUGGUCUUCAGUGUAAACGUAGCAUGGCGAUACCUGAGCAGAUCAGUUCAACAGUUAGGAUUCUCAAUGGUGAUAUUCUAAAUUGUGAUUGUUUUAUAGCAUGUUUUUACAGGGUUUGUAUUGUAAUUAUGUGUAUAAACAUAUUCAUAUAAUGACAAAGUAGCAAAACUCUUCAACUGGCUGCAUAUGAGCUGGUUAAACUGUAACUGUAAGUCGUUUCCUGCUUACAUCUCUUUCAUUUUGACCCAGCAACAUUUUAGACAAAAGUGCACACACGUGGGUCACAUCUCCUGAACUGAUUGGUAGCACUUUUCUUUGCUCCAGAACUAAUGUCAGUCUGAGUCAGAUCCCCAGUUGCCUCAUUGUUUGUGAAUCACUACAGCCCUCUGGUGUUCAAAGCGUUCAUGUACAAAGUGGGGGUCAGCUCUUUUGUAAAUCUCCAUGUUUUGUCUUAAGCUAUUAUUUUUGUUUCGUUUGCAGAUAACAUUAAAUCUCAAAACAGUAUGUUAUUUCUAAUUCUCAUGUUAGAGGAGUCAGCGCUAUACCCUGGUUGUUACUUACUGCAUGUAUUUCAAAGUUACACCUGCUCCCCUCACUCUAGAUUAAGAUAUUUUGUCACCCACUAAAUCAGAAUCCAGGACAUAUUUUGGUGCAGUCUGCUUUUUUUUUUUGCUUUUUUUUUUUUAAAUCAAAAAAGUUACAAACAAAGAAGUUUGGUUCAUUUUUCUGCUAUCGACACCCAAAAAUAUCCUGCUUGGGGUCAGAUUUCUCUCUGAUAUUAAAUGUUCUUCACUGCCAGAAAGACUGUCCACAAACUGCAAUGAUUAUGAAAAUCAAAUUGGACACGUGACCACUAAUUUCAGUAUGAUGUGAAUGAACUUUUUUGAUCUGAUUGGUCUCUCCUCUGUUGGCAAGAUGCAAUAAUUUAUAUGUCAUUAUUGUCUUUAUUGUUUAAAGUUUACACACUCCUGGUAGGCGAACUGGUGUGCGUAGUAAAAACACAAAGCACCUCAUAUUGUAACAUAGUCAGUAUUAGUAGCAAACUAAAGCUACUAAAAAUCAUUAUGUAAGAACUAGUCUUCCUCUCAGUGCAAUACAGCCUCUUCCUAAACGCCGGUGACUGGAAUUAGUUUAAACCUGUUAUGGUUGUGUCUGUGUUAGUCUCCACUGAAAAAGAUUCCACCUCUUUGUAGAUAAUUCUUUUUCUUUGUAUAGAAAGUGGAAAAGCUCUCUUUUUUUGUAUUUCUCUCUUCUACUUUGUGUCCAGUGUGGCCCUAAACCCCAUGUGAUCUGAUUGUGUAAUCCAAUUUAUCCAGAACUGUGCUUUGUGUUCAUGUAAAUAGGUGUUUAUUAAUAAAAGAAUGUGC
Molecule: messenger RNA, 3865 nt
Organism: Scomber scombrus (Atlantic mackerel)
Lineage: Eukaryota; Metazoa; Chordata; Actinopteri; Scombriformes; Scombridae
Gene: nkain4
Product: sodium/potassium transporting ATPase interacting 4
Exons: 10
Coding region: 715-1419 (234 amino acids)
Biological process (GO): regulation of sodium ion transport
Source: RefSeq, a predicted model, not a curated record